This is a messenger RNA of Micromonas commoda, 1810 nucleotides long. RefSeq lists its product with no specific name. The record is from RefSeq and is a predicted model, not a curated record. Bases 1 to 1773 code for a protein of 590 amino acids. The transcript has 2 exons. NCBI's taxonomy places the organism in Eukaryota, Viridiplantae, Chlorophyta, Mamiellophyceae, Mamiellales, Mamiellaceae. Gene Ontology annotation, molecular function: ATP-dependent diacylglycerol kinase activity.
AUGAGCGUCCUCGCCGCCGCCACCGUCUCGGCGGCACCCCGUGCCGUUCCAUCGCGCCCCGCGCGUCGCCGCGCCCGCGCGUUGAGGGUAACCUCGCGCGCGCGCGAGGACUCCCCGUCGCAAUCUCCCGCCUCGGCCCGCCUCGGGACCCGCGGUCCGUCGUUCCACCGCGCCGUCUCGCUCGAGUCCCCGGCGUCGUCGUCCAAAAACGACGACGACGACGCGGCUCCCUUGGACGUCCCGGAGACCACGAACGCGGUGCCGUCCGACAUCGGCCAGACCGGCCAGUGGCCCCCGCUGCUCGUCUUCGUCAACGGCAAGAGCGGCGGGAGGCGGGGCGAGGCGCUGAGGGAAUCGCUUAUCGCCCGCAAAGAUCUCAACGCGCUGGCGUGCGUUGACCUGACGAUGCCCGGGGCGUCGCCGACGCCGGCGUUGAAGGAGUACGUGGGUAAGGUGCCGGAUCUGCGCGUGCUCGUGUGCGGCGGCGAUGGGACGGUCGCCUGGGUGCUGCAAGCGCUCGAGGAACUCACCGAGAUCGAGCACAAACCCCCAGUGGGCAUCUUACCCCUCGGCACCGGCAACGACCUCGCCAGGGUCUUCGGCUGGGGCGGGCGGUACGACGACGCGCUCGUGAAGAGACUCUCAAAGGCGCUCAAGACGGCGGAGCCAGCGCUCCUCGACCGAUGGGAGUGCAAGAUCGAACGACGUUCAGAGGCCCUCACUCCCGGCGUGGAACCCUUCGGCCAAGAGGGUUCCGUGAUCUUCCAGAACUACCUCGGCGUCGGCGUGGACGCCGCGGCGGCGCUCAAGUUCCACAGGGCGAGGGACGCCAACCCGCGCAUGUUUUUCAGCGCCGCGUCCAACAAGCUCAUGUACGGUUUAUUCGGGGCGUACGAUUUCGUGUUUCACUCGCACAGGGAUCUGCGCGAGCAGGUGAGGGUCAUCGCGGACGGCGAGGAGGUUGACUUACCCCGCGACGCGGAGGGGGUCAUCUUACUCAACAUCAACUCCUACGCGGGCGGUGAGUUUAUUUUCAUUUUCGUAUGGGCAAUUAGACUGACGUGGUUUUUUUUAACAGGGGUGAAGAUGUGGGAGAAGGGCAAGCGCGGGCGGUUUCGCAACUGGCUCGGCUCGUGGCUCUCAGGCGGAUACGGCGACUCGACGGAGGAGCGGUGGGAUUUGAGUAAGAACAUCGGCCCGGGUUCGAACCCCACCGGUGACGGUUUGGACGACGAGUUUAAGGAGAAGCCCAAGAAGCUCAGCGUGCGCGAGAAGGUUCGCGCGGUGUGGCGCAGGCGCAAGGCGAAGAGAGCGGCGGCGCGGCUUCAGCGAAGCUUUGGAAAAUCGCGCAAGGCGGAUGGCCUCGUCGACGUCGUCGUCGUCUACGGCGCCCUGCACCUCGGUCAGCUGUCGUGGGGCACGGACAGGCCCGUUCGCAUAUGCCAGGCGAGGCACGUCCGACUGGAGACCAAGCGCACGCUUCCCGUGCAGGCGGACGGCCAGCCGUGGGAGCAGCCCGCGAGCGUCUUUGACGUGUCGCUGCGCAACCGCGCCACCAUGCUUCGCGCGCCCAGAGGGCACCCGGGGUACGGCGCCGCGACGUGGCAGAGCACGCUGCCCACGCCGACGCGAGCCGCGUCGGAGGCGGCGCUGAGGAACGUGGCGGAGUGGCUGGACGAUAGGCCGGCGCGAGACGGGGAAGUGAGGUUCGGGUGGGAGACGUGGGAGGACCCGUUCUUCGACGACGCGGACUCUCGGCUCGACGUCCUAUGAGCGUUUGAGAAUCCGUUUCAAUCGAUUGUUUACCAGC